UUAUCAUCAAAACCCCUGGUUUAGUAAUAUUUCUGUUAUUAUGAAUUCUGAAGAAUUAUUUGAAUAUUCAUCUGAUCAAGGUGUUUGUUAUGGACAGGUAUUAUUAAUUGCAAAGAUUGAAAUAGAAAAGGGAAAACCUUCACUUAAUCUAGCACUAAUUCAAUGGUAUGACUUUAAGUCACAAAGUCAACCAUAUUGCUACGGAUGUCCUCGAUUACAAAUUAAAGAAUUAUAUAAUUUUAUAGAAAUAGAAGCUAUACAAGAUAUAGUGCAUAUAAUACCACGUUUUAGAAGUAAAAAUGAAUUUUUUGUUAAUAAUUUUAUUUUUUAA
Molecule: messenger RNA, 331 nt
Organism: Funneliformis caledonium
Lineage: Eukaryota; Fungi; Glomeromycota; Glomeromycetes; Glomerales; Glomeraceae
Source: the annotation of a GenBank genome assembly